AUGGGGGGCCAGGAGGCCCCAGCUAGCCCAGCAAGGGGGCCCCCCGUGGGGCCCCCUGUACCCAGGGGGCCCCCUUCCACUGCCCUUGAUUAUACCCUUUUAGAUGCAGGAGAGCCCCUUCUUAGUGGCUUUCCAGAGGUUCCCUUGGGGCCCCAGCGGCAGCUGGGAGGGGCCCCCAUGUACCCUUUUGAGGGCCUCCCAGGGGGCCCCCUUGGGGGCCCCUCUAGGCUUCAGUACCCUCUAGAACGCUUUGCAGGGGGACCCCCUGGGGCCCCUUCUACCCUUCAGUACCCCCUACAAGGCUUUGCUGGGGCCCCCCUAGGGGCCCCCAGGGCCCCUCAGUACACCCUAGAGGGCCUUCCAGGGGGGCCCCUUAGGGCCCCCGGGGGCUUCUUAGGGGGUCCCCCAGGGGCCCCCCCAGGAAUGAAAGUGGGGCCCUCAGAGCAGCAGCGCAGCAGCAAACUCCUGCUGUAG
Messenger RNA from Eimeria tenella, 474 nucleotides. RefSeq lists its product as uncharacterized. Lineage: Eukaryota; Apicomplexa; Conoidasida; Eucoccidiorida; Eimeriidae. The transcript has a single exon. The coding region runs from base 1 to 474 and encodes 157 amino acids. The record is from RefSeq and is a predicted model, not a curated record.